Molecule: messenger RNA, 567 nt
Organism: Sporisorium graminicola
Lineage: Eukaryota; Fungi; Basidiomycota; Ustilaginomycetes; Ustilaginales; Ustilaginaceae
Exons: 1
Coding region: 1-567 (188 amino acids)
Source: RefSeq, a predicted model, not a curated record
AUGCGAACCACACCCAUGCAGGCCAUCUUCACCUCGCUCCCAUUCGUCCUCGUCCUCACCACUCACGGGGUCAAAGCCAUCGACGGCAUUCCCACCCCGGACUUUACCCCAGCCCAAUUCCCGCUGGCGAGCACGUUCUACUGGUACUCGUCGGUCGAAGUCGGCGUGUGCUACAGCCCUCAAACGCGCGUCGCCAGCGUCAAAAGUGCGAUUCACUGCACGCAUCAGGAGAACUACGAUGUGGACAACAACAGCUGGACGUUGCCGCAGAGCUGUCAUGCGCUGAAGCCGCUGGGCACUCCGCUGUCGAAUGCGGUGCACCAGUCAUGCGUCAACGCCAAGGGCACGUGGAACGCUAUCAAGCCCGCUGCGACCAACACAAACGGCGGACAGGCGUAUGAUACGAUUCAGAGCAAGGGCACUGCUGGUGCUUCCGAUGCUGGAGGUUUCGGCGGGGCAGGAGCGGAUGCCAGUGAAGCGGCGCCGGACUCGAACGAGCAGGAGGACGCCGAUAAGAAGAAGGACGGCGGUUUGUUGAGCGGUCUCGGUAGCAUGUUUGGUAUGUGA